UCAUGUUAGUUUUCAGGGGAUGAUAACUGGAGUCAGGAUGAGAGUACUUGAGGUGUUUCUCUUAGCAGUGCUGGGCUGCAGUCUGGCUGAAGGGAGACUUGUGUCCAAAUGUGAACUGAAGGACCAACUGAUGACGGCAUUUGGUGCACUGCUGGUGAAGGCUGAAAAAGGGCAGAGUGUGGAGAACUUAGUGGCCAAGAUCGUCUGUCACGUGGAGCUGACGUCACAGUUUAACACCAGUGCAGUGAAACAGCUGACUCCCAGAAUGGAAAACCAUCAUAGUAGGGAGAAAAGGGAAGCAGACCGUAAGGGCUCGUUUGGCAAGGACGAGCGUGAAGACCACUCCAGAGAGCGUGAACACCACUCCGGAGAAAGGCCGCGCCCAUCAAAACCCAGGCACACAUCAACCACCCGUCCCACACCAUCCACCAAUCAACAAUCAACAACCUUCACCAAUAACACAGAACCCAUUCUUCCCACACUAUCCACAAACCCAAACCAGUCUGGUGAGCCCUCAACCACAAUCCAGGCCAGGAACCGACGGGACGUCAAGCCGCCUAAAUCAAACACCCGCCCCACACUGCAUCCUCAUCCCACACCACACACCCCUCCCAAAAACUCCACACGACCCACUCGCCCUUCACACCUGGGUGGGCAUAAGGACCCCUUAAUCACAAUCCGACCCCACGCCAGGGAGCGACGGCACGACAGGCAGCGUCCAUCAAAAACUCACCCCACACUGCCCACUCAUCCCAAACCCUCCACCCGCCCCACACCAUCCACAUACCUUCCACACCUGGACGAGGAGGUCUGGACCCUCUAUGGUCUUUUCCAGCUCAGCAGUCACCUGGUCUGCAACGGCACAGCUCUUUCACCCAACAUCUGUGAGAUGGACUGCAACAACUUGAUUGAUGACAACAUCAGUGAUGACAUCAGCUGCUUGGUUACAUUCCUCAACCAGCUUGUUACGAAAGGUUUCAGGGCGCCCACCCAGAAGGAGUUAAGCAGAAUGAUCAGGCUAAUCUUUCAGGAAGAGUGCAGUAUUCGGGAUGCCUCUGAGUACUUCGCUGAAUGUGCUUAACCUGAAUACAUUCAGUGCCUUAACUACCACUGGAAAGAUUAACCACCACUCAAAUGAGUGGCCAGUGAUUUAUGACAAUAAUAAAGUGAAGCAUGUAGCACUUGUUGCAUUAUGUGUCUAUAAUCCAGAAAAGUGUCACAAUGUAGACUGAUGAAGGAAUUUCCACAAAAUGCACUCAAUAAAGUCAAGUCAAUAAAGAUAAAUAGAAGACUUUAAAUGGUCCUAUAAA
Messenger RNA from Micropterus salmoides (largemouth bass), 1310 nucleotides. RefSeq lists its product as uncharacterized. The record is from RefSeq and is a predicted model, not a curated record. Bases 20 to 1081 code for a protein of 353 amino acids. The transcript has 5 exons. NCBI's taxonomy places the organism in Eukaryota, Metazoa, Chordata, Actinopteri, Centrarchiformes, Centrarchidae.